Messenger RNA from Centrocercus urophasianus (Greater sage-grouse), 1102 nucleotides. It is a transcript of the gene REP15, whose product is annotated as RAB15 effector protein. The record is from RefSeq and is a predicted model, not a curated record. Gene Ontology annotation, biological process: receptor recycling. NCBI's taxonomy places the organism in Eukaryota, Metazoa, Chordata, Aves, Galliformes, Phasianidae.
AUGCCGACUGCUUCUGAGGCUGAAGGACUAGCUUGGCUUCACAGAUCCUCAUACGAAGUCCUUCUGUUGAGCAGGAUCCUCCUGGUCAACUUCAUCAGCUUCUGUGUGGAGAAGGGAGUGGAGGAAUGCAUCGUGACCAGUAAAACAACCAUGUAACAGGCUGUGCUCUUUGGAGUGGAUUGGCUCUGGGCUCUGUUGGGUGCUGACAAGUGCAUCGAGCUGCAGCUGAGUGCAGAUCCUACAGCUGGCAGAGCUCUGCCACAGCGGGAUGGCCGCACAGGAGCACUGGGGACAGCCUGGAGGCUGUACUGUCCAGACAAGAUCUGCUGUCUGGUAGGAUGGGACUGCGAGGGCUUGUUUGCCACGUUUGGCAUGCCAGAACCUGAGGACCAAAUCCUGCUGGAUAACAUUGUGAAGGAAGAGCAGAAACACUGCCUGUUGAUCAGGCAGCUUCCUGCCCACAGAGAGGUGCUGGAGAGCUGCAUUGGUGCAACACACGGGCUGAAGGAGGCAGGCAAUCUGUCCAUAAAUCUCUGUAAACCUCGAGCUGGCAGCAGGGUGUCUGCAGGCCCUCACCAAAGGCUGUGGGUGGCGCUCAGCCUCGGUGGGCUUCGUGCCCAACAUCACUCCACCCCUAUUUCUCACCUUCCCCCUCCACCCACUGUACUGCCUUCUAUUGUGCAGCAGCCAAUCUGACUCAGUCUGCCCAGGUUUUAGAACAACAGCACACUGUUCUAGAAUACAAUCUGCCAGAAAAAAAUGUUUAUAGAAGGCGUGGAGCCAUCCCAGGACAUUUUGUUCACCAACCAUGGAGCCUUGGCUGGGGCCAUGAAGGCUUUAUCAAAUGGUGCCUUCAGGAAGAGUUAUUAGGCUUGGCUCAGCCUUUGUGUGCUGUGCAUAUAGAAAGGGCAGGCUGGUUUCUUUUUUCUUUUUUUUUUUUUAAAUAGUAUGUUGAGUCUGUAAUAGAGAAAACAUGCUGUUACUGCUGUCAGAGUGGUGGUACAGGUAGAGAAAAAUGCAAGGGCUUCAGAACGCUGUUGGAGGAAUGGAGCUCGUUCUCCUAGUGGAGAACUCCCUGUCCUGAGAUAGAAAUGAGCCAAAU